AUGACAGUUGAAGACCCUCCGUACGACCUCUUGCAAUUCGCCCCCUCUUCCUUUACCAUUCUAUGGCGUGGGCAACACCACCAACUUCUCCUCCCGUCUCCUCUGACCUUUUUUCAUGCAAAGAUUCCUUUCAAGCACUGGCAGCUUCGCUCAUUAUUAUGUUCCCCAGCACCCAACCUCCUGUACUAUCCUACAGACAAAAACAUCUUUGCUCUAAAUCCAGCAACUAAAAAACGAGAAGUUGUAGCUUCGCUACCAUUUGGUCCUCGGUGCAUAGGUGCACGUUAUGGAUGGGUUUGUGCCGGUGGCGUGGACAAUGGCCAAUUUGCUAGCAUUCGGGUGGGGGAGCCGGAGAAACUUCGAAACAGGCGGCAAGGAAGCGACGAAGCUAUGAGGGAGCUAGGACCUGAAAAUGCAGGGGAAGGGUCUGGAAUCUCAAGGCGAGCACGCCCAGAGGUCAAAAUAACUCAUCUUGGUGGGUCAAUUGUAAACUCGGUCACCCUACACAGACCACCGUCGUCAAAUAGCGACGACGAUGUAGUAGCUGUACUCACUAAUAACGACAAAACUGUACGGAUAUUUCAUCUCGCACAAAAUCGGGUUCUCACUACUCUCGUUCUCGAUAUAGCCACUAAUCAUGCAUCAAUUUCACCUGAUGGUCAACAUCUUGUUGUUAUAGGCGAUUGUCCCAUAGUCUACUUCUACCAUCCUACCUCUUCUUCGGGCUCGUCGUGUUCUAGUGCUCCUGGUAUGGGGAUUGGGGAAGCAGGCUGCGAAUGGGUUCUUUACUCGCAUCCCCCGUUGACUGCCGGGACAGAUGCAUUGAUAUCAACCAGCUUCUCACCAUCAUCUCUACUAUGCGCAGUGGCGUCUCAGGAUGGCUCAAUAACGAUAUUCGAUACCCGUUAUCUCUCAUGUACUAAUAGCCCUGGCUGCCCUUCGCCAAUUGUCAAGAGAAUACCAUCGUCUCGUCCUAAAACACCCGCUGGUGCAGUCCGGAGUGUUCAAUUCUCACCGGCACCCUGGGAUCUCCUUGUUUGGGCGGAGCACUCUGGUAGGGUUUGCGUGGCAGAUGCCCGAAGUAAUUUCACGAAACGACAGGUUGUGGAUAUCCUCGUAGAGAAAGACGAAUUGGUUGAAGCAGAGAUUGAGUCAGUUGGUGAAGAUGAUGAUACCCAGCGUUCCUGGCGUAGACGUGAAGGCUCUGCAGGUAGAAGAUAUACAAGAGAGGAGGAGGAUGAGGAUGCUGUCUCAGCUAAUAUUGAUAAUGUCCAUGCAUUUUUUUCGCGCCGAUUUGACGAAUUGCACGAACUAGUAUCUCGAGUACGGGGUGCUAAUUCACAUGAAUUGUGGGAUACCCCUGUCUGGAAUGGCACAUCAAAUUAUUCUCCCUCAAAUAGGCCUUCCGGGGCGGCCGCUGCAACUGCCAAUUACCCACCCUAUGCACCUAUUCGGGUACCAACAUCCACACAACCGUCCUCCGCGUCUGUACCAAUUCCACCAACUCAACCCAUCCAUACAAGUACGCCUGCACUUCUUCGUGAUCACCGUGAGCGUCAACUCGAACGUGAGCGUGCUAGACAACGAAUCCAUGACCCACCACGUCGUCGCAACUCAACUCACCCCUCUUACACUGACCAAUCAACAUCCACUUCUCCGGCUUCAGCGCAAUUGUCAAUACCAAUCUCCGCCUCCCCCACUCCCACUCCCCCAACUGUUGAUGUCAGCCCUUCUUUGCAAAGGUUUCCUUGGAAUACUGGUAGUGAGCCGAUCCACACCGCAAAUGCACGCCCAUUAGAAACAAUGUUUACAGACCAUCAGAGAAAUCGAGAACAGCUUAGUGCAUUAAUAGCGGAGGACCGGAGGAGAGGCUAUAUCAGGAGACGCGCGGCAAGUGGGGUUCCUGCGGGUACGGUGGUUAUGGAGGAUGAUGGUGGAAUGAGGUACCAAGAGGAAGGUAAUGCGGGUGUGGAUAUUACUGGAUGUACACUGAGUCGUGAUGGGAGCAAACUGUAUGUGGCCACCGAUGGCGGAAUCGUUGAAUAUCACGUCGAUAUAGCUGGGAGAAAGGUUUUUCCAAGUCUUUCCCCCCGGUGA
Molecule: messenger RNA, 2097 nt
Organism: Morchella sextelata
Lineage: Eukaryota; Fungi; Ascomycota; Pezizomycetes; Pezizales; Morchellaceae
Exons: 5
Coding region: 1-2097 (698 amino acids)
Molecular function (GO): protein binding
Source: RefSeq, a predicted model, not a curated record